Messenger RNA from Dictyostelium discoideum AX4, 1893 nucleotides. RefSeq names its product cwfJ family protein. Bases 1 to 1893 code for a protein of 630 amino acids. The transcript has 5 exons. NCBI's taxonomy places the organism in Eukaryota, Evosea, Eumycetozoa, Dictyosteliales, Dictyosteliaceae. The record is from RefSeq and is a predicted model, not a curated record. Gene Ontology annotation, cellular component: nucleus.
AUGGAGACACAUAAAAUAUUGGUUUGUGGUGAUAUAGGUGGAAGUUUUAAUGCUCUUUUUAAAAGAGUUUCAACAGUUAAUAAAUCAAAUGGACCUUUUUCAUUAUUAUUAUGUGUAGGUUCAUUUUUUGAACCAUACCACCCAACAACUAAUAUUAGUAAUGAAAAUAAUAACAAUAGUAAUGAUGCAGAUGAUAAAGAUGAAAAUAAUAAUGAUAAUGAUAACAAUAACAAUAAUAAUAAUAAUAAUAAUUCAGAUGAUAAAGAUGAAAAUGAAUUAACAUUUCCAAAAGAAUUACAACCAUAUAAAGACGAAAUUGAAAAUGUACCAAUACCAACUUACUUCAUUGCAUAUAGUCAAUCAGAUUUUAAAUAUAUUAAAAAAUUUGUUAAUAAAGAAACAGGUGAGUUAUGUAAAGGUAUCACUUAUUUAGGUAAAUGCGGAAUUAAAAAUAUUUCAAAUUUAAAUAUUGCUUAUCUUUCUGGUAAAAUUGAUUAUCCAAUUAAAAUUCAAUCAAAUGAAGAAAAUACAAUUAUAAAAUCAGAAAUUGAUAAUAUUAUAAAAGAAGGUGAAGAUAAAAGAAUAGAUAUAUUAUUAAGUAAUCAAUGGUCAAGAGGUGUAUUAAAUAAUGUUACAAGUGGUAUACCAACAUUUUUAAAAACACCUUAUAAAAUUGGUAUUGAUGGUGUUAAAUUAGUAUCACAAGCAUUAACACCAGCUUAUCACUUUUCAAAGAAUUCAUUUUACUUUCAAAGAGCACCUUAUUACAAUACACCAACUUUAAAAAAUAAAAAUCCACAACCAACAAGAUUCCUUUCUUUAGCACCAAUUAAUAAUGAUAAAAAAGAAAAAUAUUUAUUUGCAAUGAGUUAUAACCCAAAUAAAGAUAUUAAUAAGGAUGACAUAACACCAAAUCCAUUCGAAAGAAAACAAAGAGAACUUGAUGAACAUGUCUCAAAAAAACAAAGAAAUUCUGACGAACAACAAACAAAUUUCUUUUUUAAUAAUACAAAUAAUAAUUAUAAUAAUAACAAUAAUAGAAAUAAUAAUAAUAAUAAUAAUAAUAAUAAUAAUAAUAAUAAUAAUAAUAAUAAUAAUAAUAAUAAUAAUAAUAAUAAUAAUAAUAAUAAUAAUAAUUAUAAUAAUAAUUAUAAUAAAAGAAUUAAUAAUCAACAACAACAACAACAACAACUAAAACAAAAACAUCAAGAUCAAAGUUGUUGGUUUUGUUUAUCAUCACCAGAAGUUGAUAGUCAUUUAAUUGUUACAAUUGGUGAUGAAUGUUAUUUAGCAUUUCCAAAAGGUGGUAUGGUUGAACAUAAUUUAUUGAUUGUUUUCACAGAACAUAAACCAAAUUUCAUGUCAUUGAAUGAAGAGGAAAGAAAAGAUGUUAAUUUAAUGAUUGAUUAUCUUAGAGAAUAUUUCUUGGAUAAAUACAAUCAAGAUAUAGUUAUAUUUGAAAGAAGUAUCAGUACAAAAGGUGGUACAGAUUUACAUGGUCAUCUUCAAGUUAUACCAAUACCAAAAGAAUUAUCAUCAACUGUAAAGCAAUCAUUCAUUGAUCAUCCUUUAACUAAAAAAUAUAAUAUGGAAUUUAAUGAUUUUAAAAAUGAUGAAAAUUCUGGAAAAGAAUUAAAAGAUAAACCAUAUUAUUUAGUUUUCUUACCAAAUAGUGAGCAAAUUUAUAGUGUUAUAUCAAAACCAGAUUUCCAAUAUGGAAGAAAAGUGAUGGUAGAUUUAUUAGGUAUACCAGAGAAAUUAAAUUGGAAAGAUUGUGUAAAAACAAAAGAAAUUGAAACAUCCGAAACCUUAAAAUUCAGAGAUGAAUUUCAACCAUUUUAUGAUAAAAAACAACCAACAGAUGAUGACAAUAAUGAAGAUAAUACUCAAUAA